Messenger RNA from Ceratina calcarata, 6280 nucleotides. RefSeq lists its product as uncharacterized. Gene Ontology annotation, cellular component: plasma membrane. Gene Ontology annotation, biological process: regulation of sodium ion transport. The transcript has 5 exons. The record is from RefSeq and is a predicted model, not a curated record. Bases 599 to 1933 code for a protein of 444 amino acids. NCBI's taxonomy places the organism in Eukaryota, Metazoa, Arthropoda, Insecta, Hymenoptera, Apidae. Gene Ontology annotation, molecular function: sodium channel regulator activity.
CGCUGCGCACCUCACAUGAGGCGCAAAGUGACUGAAAGCAGAACAGGCGUGUGACCAGCUUUACCCUGUUGCAACGAGAACGCCGGAUCUAGGAACCGUGAGAAAACUUGGAUGUGAAUUUGAUCGUAGCAAUGCGAAGAUUAAUUUGACUCAACUCAACUCAACUAGAUUCUUCAAAUUUCAUCGUCCGAGGUGAAGAGAUAUAUCUAUUACAAAGUUUCGCGGUGUCAGAUCAAUAGAAAGAUCUGUCAUGAAAUUUUCGAGAAAGUUGACAGAUCGAUCCACCCAGCUGGAGCGUGAAUAAGAGAUAGGAGGAGAACUUUUAAAUGUACAAACAAGUCGUUUACAUGAAACUUAUUGUUGCUGGUACGUACAGCUUACGGAUAUAAUAACUGUUGAUAUUAAUAAGUUUAAUCGCAUAGUUGGGAUUGGAAGAAUAUAGUACAGUGCAUCGCAGAAUGCAGUAUCUAUGAUGUAGAAAGUGAAGCGGAUGCAAGUAAUCGUGAUGAUGGACUUGGAAUGUAAAAUUAACUGAGUGAUUCAUUGUUCCUUGACGACAGAAUUCUUUUGGUGUUCGAAACGAAUUUGGCUCGGCACGAUGCCGAAAAAAGUAGCAGUGGAGGAUUUGGUGGUCCCGCCGCAAGAUAUGCGUAUUUGCGGGACCAUUUGCAUCUGCCAAAUGACGGUCGUCUUUUCAGCAGUGGCUCUAGUUUAUCUCACAGUAGCAAUAUACAUGCCAAGCACAAGAGCUUUCAAAUCGGGCAUUAGUGAAAUUCCAGCGAUGUGCACAACGAUACGUGCGGUAAACGCUGACAACUGUGAUUGGGGCAGUUGUGGAGAAUGGUGUCUCUCAAAAACAUCUGGUUCCUGUGUUCAAAUCCACGUCAACCUCCGUAGAAACGGAUCGAGAAUACUGCUAGCGAAUUGUACCAACACUACGAACAAGACUUGUUACGGUAUCGAUCAAGAGAACGCAAAGAAAUCGAAAUGUAUCGCGGAUGAGUGUCGAAACUUGACGGGUACGUUCAACUGCUCAUCCGGCGUAUGUAUCAACAUAACUGACGCGUUCGAGUGCGUAUUUCACGACACUGACCCACCGUUGAAGUGUUCCGGUAGACGCGGCAAGAUAACUUGCAUAGACAUAGACGGUUUGUUCAAUUGCGUUCGUGGGACUUGUGAACGUAUCCGAACGCCGUAUAAUUGUGAUCGCCGGUGCGUGGAUAUCCCGACCAGAAAUAAGAACAUGAUCCUGCUCAGCGGUGACAAAGUCUAUUUGAGUCGAUGCGAGAGAGCUAUAGACGUUGAAACCAAUCGAGAAGUUUGGAACGAAGAUCGAGGCGAUGUUAUGAUGGCGUCUUGUUAUGGAAUAUUUAAUUCUACUUCGGGUGUCGAGGCUGUAGACUGUAUCAACGGCUCCGUUUUAGAAAAGGAACUUCUCACCGAUUUGACUAAUUUUACUUACUUGUCUUAUCUCAACGUAUACGCAACGAAACCGCUGGACGAAACCAAAAUAGUUGCACCACCUGAGCAGGAUUUGAUCAUUGCAAACGAAAGCCGGUUGUUGAUCAAUUUAGAGGGCUGUGUGAAUACUCUUCGUGACGAAUGUAAAGAGUUUCUUCACACGUACGGAAAAGAUGGAUCCGAUCACAACGCGCGAGCUAGAUUUCCCUGCUUUUAUGCUGAAGCUAACCCUCGUGUAGUCGUGUCUCGUUUCAACUUGGAGAAUACGUACAAGGAGUUUCUGGUUGCGUUACUGUUACCUAGCAUCCUGUUUGUCGUCAGCUGUCUGACGUUGAUCUUUUGUCAACUCUCCGUUGUUGUUGGCGACGAUGCCAAAAUGCGAUUCAAAAGCUCGGCUGGUGCACGACUGGAGAGGAGCACUUCGGGUACUCUAGGGGAUGCUGGCGGAGGAAAUUCUGCUAUGGCGCUCUGAGAUCCGUCACGCAUUCCCCUCCUGGAAUAGAGUCCGGCUCGUCAGUCGAUAUUCUCCCUGCGCGGGCAUUAUUAAGGUGUGGGGAGGGGGGGAACGCGUGGUUAAAAUUCUCAUUUUGCAAAAAAAUACUACAAAACAAAACACAAAUAUUUCUGCAAUAAACGCAAACUGUCCUCGAAAAGCGAUUAAGUAAAAAAAAAAUAGAGAGAGAAAGCUAACGAUCGGAGACAAGUACUAAACGAGAAAGCAACAAGACUUCUCCUACUUACACUGCCUGCACACAAGAAACACUAUAUCGAGAGCCGCAUGUGCUCUUUCUAAAAAAAAGAAAGAAAAAAAAAAUCGCGUCGCUGCAUACACGCGCACGAAUGAGUUGCUUCAAGAAGUUCAUACGAUCGGAUGCGCAACGAAGCUCUCAUCUGUCUCUCUCCUGCUGACGAGGAAGAAGUACAGAUCACGAACUGAAUUUGGAUUCUAGCAUUCAUCUUUUGGAUAUCAAGACGGUAAACGUUAGCGAGAAAUGAAAACAAACGGAACCACAGAUCGGCGUCUUUUACACGUGACAGACCAUUCGUCGGUAGCUUUUAAUGUCCCCCUUUUCUGAUUGAUUCGCCGUGACAGUAGAUAAGAACCGUAUGUAACAUAUAUAGAUCCGCGUAUUGAAGCUAGCCAACACUUAUUAUAAUCACACCUACACCAUCAACUGACCGCAUCGAAAAAUCGAAGGACGUAUCUUGCUAGUAAAUGUUUGAUGCAAGAUGAUCUCCGCACCGUUAGCAUCAAGUUUGCACACAGAUCUUUUGAUAAACUCGUCGCUUCGAGCAUCUCCCGAAAAUAUAUAAAUAUUAUGCUCAUCGCAUAAUUCAUCGGAAGACAUUAAACUGAACAAUCUAGGCUCACCGUCGGUAUACAUUGACAAGAACUGGUUAACUCUCAUUCAUACGUGAACUUCAACUACUUUACUCGAGAAUAAAAUUAAAAUAAAAGAGUCAGACGCAAAUGUUUAAAAUAUUUUUUAUACCGAAUUCACAAAAAGUAUUUUGCAAGGAUUGAAGAUUUCAUAAAGAAUCAAUCUCGUCUUUGAGGGUGAAGAAAGUUUUAUUAAUCGAAUGAAUACGAUCCUAGAGACCUAGAUAAAGGAACAAUAAUUGAUUCCGACGAGUUGACUAUGAGCAUGAACGUCUAGAAACAAGACACUGAGUCCAGCAUGGAUGGACUAUGGAGGUCCCUACUCUGAUUCUGAUAGAGAAAUCGAAAUUAUAUACGUCCUUCUGCCUAGUUCUACUACAGCCAUGUUCGCUGUAUUCGCAUACUUCGUUUUAAUCUCUUCUAUCAGCCAUUUCUGCAAUCUUGGCUGAUGAUUCACGGUGGCUUGUGUCGUCACUAAUCACAUUUACGUCGAGGGGUUAAAAAACUGUUCUUGGGCUAGCGGUAAGGAAAUUUUUUGUAUUAUAGAUUGUAUCAGCAUCGCGAUUAAAUCAGCCUACACGAGGUUUGAAGAAUUUAUGGCGAAACCGCUGGGUUCUAUACCCUGGGACGUCCCAGACAUCAAAUUUUUCGUGAAUACGGAAGGCUGCGGUUAUUCAACCAGAGUGAACUGUUCCGACUUCGCUGGGAAAUACAGAUAUUCGAAUAUGGAGAAAAUAUUCCUUAGCUACUACAGCAGGAUAUACUCAGACACCGUCCUUGCAAGGUACUCUCCGGUCGAAAACUUAGGGCACCCAGUGCUAGACCCCAGUGGUAGUACCCUUCUGUUCGACGUGUCGCUUAGCGUGUUAUAUUAUUGAUAUUGUCCACCAAUGGGCAAGAGUUGUGAUGGACCAGGCCAUAAUUUGAUCGACAAAUACACCAGGAAGGAAAAUCGUCUAGCAUGCUGGGAGGGAAUGAGUUCGAGGAAGAGGAAGAAGAAUAUUGACUGCUACUAAGAUCUCACCCCUCAGCACAAAAGUGACGCUGAAUAAACUGCUGAAUAAUUCUCCAUCUAUAUAUAUACAUAACAUUACAUUCUAAAUAUAAGCGAUCAAUCGAAAGCAAUCACAGCUUUAGAAAAAUUCCGGUGACGAAGGCAAACACUCGUAUUUCAAAGCGUCUGACUUGUUUCGACCUUUACUACUUUCUACUUUAAUCCGAUCCAUUGCUGUAUUUUUGUCAAGUGCUUUUAUUGAAGUAUAUCUAUUAUAAUGACUGCAUUAAAUGUUAACUAUUUUAAAUUUCACCUACGGAUUAUUAUACGCUUGCAUAUUACUCGGUUUAUUGUAAGAAAUUAAAAUCGAUAUUGUGUCCGAAUGAAUAAUUCCAUUUUAAUAAUUAUUUCGUGAUAAAAGGUGUAAUACGAGCGCUAACAGAAUCGUAUUUGCUAAACCGAGUUAAUUCAAACUGAUUUUUUACAAUGUCUUUGCACCGUGCAACCGAAGAACGAUGUAAAAAAUAAUCUUUCGAGACUCUUACAUAGAAGUGCAAUAAAUUCUGCUGAAUGAUUCGCGAAAUUUGUGGAGAAAGUGAAGUCGGUUAGUUAAUCAAGUAGAGAGCUUUGCUCAAUCAUGUAUCAGUAUUCGGAGCGGGGUUAAGAGGUACAGAAUCAUUGGAUUCCGGAUCCACGUCACGUGCAUACAUAGAAAAUAUGGCACUUAGAGAGAGUAAGUAUCUUUAAUGCGUUCCAUACGUCGUCGUUAUUUCGAUCUACGUGAAUAUGUCACCUUUCUUUGUGUAUAUGCGAAGUGAGUCCGGAAUCGAGUGAACUAUCUGCAUAUGCGAUACAACAUAAGUAUUCUUACAACGUGAUAACUUUAAACGUAAGAAAAGAAAUACUUAAGUGGUAAUCUUGACGUUGCAUUCAUUCUAAGAUACGUGAUGUCUGUAUUUGUAAUAAAUGUCCGUUCAAAUUCGGGUAACAUGAUUCUCGAAAUAACAAAUAAUACUAUUUGUUUCGGCAGAUGAACUAGGAACACGUACUCACAAUUGUGUGUUAGCUGUCAUGUUUCGAAGUGUAUAGAAACUACAUCGCACGUCUGUACAUCUAGAAUGGUUGUGAAUCCCUUAGUCGAAAGCAAAUUGGAUUUAAAAAUUCGUCUCCAGAUGCGAAUUUCAACGGAACUUGCGUUUUGGCACCCAUUCCCCGCUCAAUGCUUGCUAAUCAAUUUCCAUUUAAUGCGAUUGGUCGAUCGAUGGGUCAUGCACGAAUCUUUGAAAUUAGCAACAUCAAACAAUACGAACGCUCUUUUGAGUCUUUCGCGUUGUUCGAACUGUUUGUUCCAAGACGCUUGACUCGCGGCACGAUGAGUUCAUGAAAUUGAAUCGAUGAGGGAGAAAGUAAGCAGAAAAAGUAGAAAAACUUGGUAUUUUCUCGAAGAGAAUUCAGUACAACCAUUAGUUGCUAGCAUAAUACAAAGUGGAAUCUUACGAAUCGUAAAAAAUUAUGAAUAUUAUAUGUUAAAACAAGAAAUAAAAGAGAGCUAUUUCGAUCGUAUCUAGGUCAUGAAACACCGAUUAAUAAAUUAUAAAUAGGUAACAUCGUGAUUGAUCAAAUUAUGAGAGAUUUUAAUUAUUGUUCGAAUGAUCGCCUAAUGCAAGCACUUCCAUACCUGUCACAUCAGAUCGGUUUAGUGCCGACUCGUUAGUCGAUUAGAGUCUGGCGAAUGAUCAUUCAGUUAAAUGUAUUUAGAAAAUCAUCGGUCGCGGGAGAAGACGUCGAUAUAAUUAGAAAGUUUGUACAAAAUUUUAGAAAUGCGAAGGGAAUUGAAGUCGAGUCGUUUCAUUGACAAAAAGAAUGAAGAAAUGAAAGAACGUGAACAAAGUCUGAAUUGACCUAAUGAACAAAUUGUUUGCAAUCAUCACAAAAUUUGUGAUUGUUAUAGAUUAGAAAGCGGCGAUUAUUGUGAAAUCUCUAUUUCUAUUGAUAUUAAUGUGUAAUAAGCUCUAUCGCAUGUUACAUUAUUUGAUUAUUCUACUGUACCUUCCUCUACUAUAAGAAAGCAGUGUUAUCAACGUACCUGUCUGUUAAUCGUAUUUCUACUUUUCAUUUAUUUUUGAUACAUUUUUUCCCAACUGAUAAAAAUUCCUGCAUCAUUUUUAUUAUUUCUCCGUCUUUCAUAAUUCUCAUACCUUUUUCCUGCCAUUUAUAUGGAACAAUAACAAAAAUGAAGAACAAUCUACGAGGAAGGUUCCCUGCCUUUUACUUAAGAAUUCUAAAUCUUUAUCAAACUAAUAAUGACUGCUUUGCACUGUAAGUCUUAAAUAUAUUGUACGCAAUAUAUUAUAACGUACUCGUUCUGCGAUUUAAAUGAAUUAUUGUUAAGAAAAGAUUGUAUGAUUUCGAUUGAAAUAUACAGAAGUCUUGUGUUAAAUGCA